AUGGAGCAGGAGAAAAUAGAAGCUUCAGAGAAACAAGAAUCAGAAUAUUUUAUAUCAGAAAAGUACUCUAUGGAUUCUUUUGAUGUUUUAGGAACUCUCGGUGUAGGCACUUUUAGUAGAGUGAGGCUUGUUAGAAGCAAGGACCAACCUUAUAUGAAACCUUUAGCACUUAAAAUCCUAAAGAAGACAUCAAUUUUGAAAAUGAGGCAGCUCAGUCAUCUUAGGAAUGAAAAAGAACUAAUGGAGCAACUGGAUCACGCUUUUAUAACAAAAAUCUUAGGAACUUUCCAAGAUGACUAUUAUGUAUUUUUCGUUCUCGAAUAUGCUUGUGGAGGGGAGUUGUUUACAAGACUCAAAAAAUUAGGAACCCUUCCAUCACAAGACGCUCGAUUUUAUAUCUCUGAGCUUGUCCUUGCACUUGAAUAUUUGCAUGAUAAAGGAAUUGUUUUUCGAGAUCUUAAGCCGGAGAAUAUUUUAAUCGAUCGAAGUGGCCAUGUAAAAUUAUCCGAUUUUGGCUUCGCCAAAGCAAUAUCAGAUAGCAAAACUUAUACGAUGUGUGGGACACCUGAAUAUCUAGCUCCAGAAAUUAUUCUGGGGAAAGGCUAUGGACGUGAAGUAGACUGGUGGGCUUUAGGCAUUUUGCUAUAUGAAAUGAUUGCUGGAUAUCCACCAUAUUGUGAUGAUAGCCCAUUUAAUAUCUACCAAAAAAUUUUGUUAGGAAGGCUUGUGUUUCCUUCUUAUUUUGACGACAUUCUUUGUUCAUUACUCUCUGCACUUUUAGAGCCCAACGUACAGAAAAGAAUUGGCUAUAAGAAUAAUGCUGCAAGCGAUUUAAAAAACCAUUUGUGGUUUAGUAAUGUUGAUUUUAAUUUAUUAUUGAUAAAAGAAUGCCCAUCACCAUGGAUACCAGAAUUGAUGACUGAAGAAGACACUUCGAACUUCAACACUUACCCAGAUUCAUUAGAGCAGCCUCAUGCGCCGAAAUUCACUCGAGAAAGAGAUCCUUUUGUUGGGUUUUAA
This is a messenger RNA of Blepharisma stoltei, 1020 nucleotides long. The record is from the annotation of a GenBank genome assembly. NCBI's taxonomy places the organism in Eukaryota, Ciliophora, Heterotrichea, Heterotrichida, Blepharismidae.